This is a messenger RNA of Coccomyxa subellipsoidea C-169, 852 nucleotides long. Its product is annotated as rhomboid-domain-containing protein. The transcript is spliced from 7 exons. The coding region runs from base 1 to 852 and encodes 283 amino acids. Gene Ontology annotation, cellular component: membrane. NCBI's taxonomy places the organism in Eukaryota, Viridiplantae, Chlorophyta, Trebouxiophyceae, Coccomyxaceae. Gene Ontology annotation, molecular function: serine-type endopeptidase activity. The record is from RefSeq and is a predicted model, not a curated record.
AUGUGGAGGAAGCAGGACACCAAAAGGGUGCUGUACUCAAUCAUUGCCGCAAAUGUGGGCGUGUCGCUCUUGUGGAGAAUACCCGCCCUGCAGGGAUUCAUGCUCAGGAAUGCCGUUCUGCAGCUGCCCCCCCUAAGAACCCGUCCGUGGACAUUCCUGACAUCCAAUUUCAGCCAUGCUGGCACGCUGCACUUGGCCGUCAAUAUGCUGGCGCUCUCCAGCUUUGGCUCUGUUGUUGCAGAGGAUUUUGGCGCAUACCACUUUGCGGCAUUCUACCUGUCGGCCGGUUUGGCCUCUUCAAUGACGGCGUACUUGGCACGCCUGAGGCGUGGCUCCGGUGGACGCAGCCUGGGGGCCUCCGGAGCGGUCUAUGCCUGCUUUGCUGCCACAGCCCUCAUGCAUCCAGAUGCCCAAGGGGCCUUCAUCUUCCUGCCAGGCAUCCCCAUCCGGCUGGGGGACCUGCUCCCACUGCUCAUGUGCUUUGAUGCGGCUGGAGUGUUGCUGGGUUGGAGAUACCUGGAUCACUUUGGCCACCUUGGUGGCGCUCUGUUUGGCAUCUUUUACACAAAGAUGCCAAGCGAUGAUUACUUCCCCUCGUUUGACCUGCGCGAUCUGUCGACUGUGGAGGAAUUGGAGUGGGCCACUGGGGGCCUGGACGUGACUGCCGGCAAAGAGGUGGAGCUCAAUGUGUUCAGCCGCGACAGGCUUGAAGACCUCAAGGCGCAAGUGGCCAGCGUUUCAGCAGUGGAGAGUUGGCCUGAGCGGCUGCAGAAAGGCACUCCGCCCCCUCCCCUGCCCCAGUACAUGCCGCCAUCCGCCAUGGAAGAGUACAUGGCAUCGUCAUUCUUGUGA